AUGUCCAACACCUUCCACUCCAUCCGCUUCGCCCUCAAGGCCACCACCAUCUCCUCCCUCCUCAUUCUCGGCCACGUCCUCCUCACCACCGCCGCCCUUGCUCCAUACGGACAUCAUCACCACGAGCACCACGGACACCACGACCGCCACAGCCAUGAUCAUAUCCACCUGCACCAUGCUCACCAUUCUUCCCGGGAGACGCACUCGACCCAGCUGGCGUACCACAGAGCCCUCUGCAUUCUCUCCGCCCUGAUCUUCCUCACUCUACUUUGGUUCACAUUCGCCCUGCUCGAAGGGUGCGACCUCAACACGACUCGAUCCCCACCUCCUCCCCUUCUGCCGCAAGCCAUAAAGGCGAGGGAGGAUGAGACCCCUAUGGUGUUCAUGUUGACCGCGGUGGAGGUGAUCUGUGGGGCUGUUACCGGAGGUGCUUGGCUGGGUAAUGUUCACGACAGAAGCGGGCACAGUCAUUUCCUUCCUCACUUCUCACUAUUCCAGGGAUCUUUGCAAGUCGCCAUCACUCUCCGAGAAAUCAGGCCUGACGACGAGAUUUUAGAUAUCAUCCCGAUCACUUACAACAUUGCCUUCAACGCUAUCCUUCUUCUCAACUUCCACACCUUUUGGUCAAUCUGUGCCCACGCCAGGAAUGUGGGCGUCAGAGAGGUCUGCAGGAGGAGCUUUUGGCUGGGAAGGAUCGGCUGGUGGGAAGAGAGGGUUGAGCUUGAUUGA
Molecule: messenger RNA, 729 nt
Organism: Cryptococcus wingfieldii CBS 7118
Lineage: Eukaryota; Fungi; Basidiomycota; Tremellomycetes; Tremellales; Cryptococcaceae
Exons: 3
Coding region: 1-729 (242 amino acids)
Source: RefSeq, a predicted model, not a curated record